AUUAAUGAAUAAUGUGCUCUAUGGAAUGGGUAUGGUUUUUGAUUCUCUUUCCAAAAAAGAUUUCCAGCUUUUGUCAUUAUCUUUUCAUCUAUACCUCUCCUUUUUAUAGGCACAAAGUUCAGCUAGUUUACAAGUUUACACACAACUAUACUAUUUUUCAUUGAUUUAUUGUAUAUUCAUAUAUUCUCCCACUUUUUUUUGAUAUAAAUAGGCCAUCAUACUUGGGUUUUUUUUCAUUGUAUUUUCCUUCACUUCUAUUACACAUAGGGUGUUUUACUAGUACACUUUGUUGCAACUUCAAUAUGAGCUACUCAAAUUACUCAACUGGGUCUGGUGCUAGAGGCGCAAGGAGAACUUUCGAGUUUGGGAGGACACAUGUAGUUAGGCCUAGAGGGAGGCAUCUUGCUACAAUUGUUUGGCUACAUGGACUUGGUGAUAAUGGAGCAAGUGCUUGUCAGCUCUUGGAAUCUCUUCCUCUUCCAAAUGUUAAAUUUAUAUGCCCAACAGCUCCAACUCGCCCUGUGGCAUUACUUGGUGGAUUUACAUGCACAGCAUGGUUUGAUGUAACGGAGAUUUCAGAGGAUAGCCAAGACGAUCUUGAGGGAUUGGAUGCCUCGGCGUCACAUAUUGCAAAUCUACUGUCAACAGAGCCUGCUGAUGUUAAACUUGGUAUUGGAGGAUUUAGUAUGGGUGCUGCUGUUGGUCUCUACUCAGCAUCCUGCUUCGCUGUGGGGAAUUACGCGAAUGGAAACUUCUAUCCAAUCAAUUUGAGGGCAAUAGUUGGACUUAGUGGUUGGCUUCCAGGUGCAAGGAGUUUGAGGAACAAAAUGGGAGGUUCAAAUGAUGCUGCAAGGAGGGCCGCGUACUUGCCAAUUUUCCUCUGUCAUGGAAAAUCUGAUGAAGUAGUUGCAUACAGAUUCGGUGAGAAGUCUGCUCAAGCCUUGACUUCAGCUGGAUUUCGAAAUCUCACAUUUAAAACCUUUGAUGGGCUUGGUCAUUAUACUAUACCUAUGGAGAUGGAUGAAGUAUGCAACUUCUUGGUAUCGAGGUUGGGGCUCGAAUCCUUCCGCUGAAGACUCUACCAUAACUUCGAAACUUUGUUCAGUACAUGCUUCAUAACAUUCAUGAGGAAGGACUUCUGAGUUCUGUUCUGACCUGUAAACAAAAAACAGUGGGAUGGUUGAUUGAAGAAUAUAGCUUGAGGCAGUUGAGGGCAUACAGUAUAGUUUGGUUUGCAGAUAUUCUAUGAUACGUUUUCGGCUAUAAGCCUGUUAUCCAAUAAGAUUAUGUAAUUUUUUUUGAAAUUUCAUUUGGUUUUUUACGUAAGUUUUUUUUUUGGGGGAUUGGUUUCUAGGCUUGUAGCUAAUGAGAUUGGUUGUUCUACUAUAUGAUUAUUAGAAUAUUUAUAUUUACUUUAUUAAAAGCGAAUUCUAGUGUAUUGCGGCUUCUCUUCAUGUAUGCAUAUUACAGAGUAUUCUCUUGUACCAUAGCUACAAAGAUAUAAAGUAAUUUUACAUACUCCAUUUCCUCAAA
Messenger RNA from Chenopodium quinoa (quinoa), 1533 nucleotides. RefSeq names its product acyl-protein thioesterase 2-like. NCBI's taxonomy places the organism in Eukaryota, Viridiplantae, Streptophyta, Magnoliopsida, Caryophyllales, Amaranthaceae. Gene Ontology annotation, molecular function: hydrolase activity. Bases 303 to 1073 code for a protein of 256 amino acids. The record is from RefSeq and is a predicted model, not a curated record. The transcript is spliced from 9 exons.